Molecule: messenger RNA, 3626 nt
Organism: Folsomia candida
Lineage: Eukaryota; Metazoa; Arthropoda; Collembola; Entomobryomorpha; Isotomidae
Exons: 20
Coding region: 336-3026 (896 amino acids)
Biological process (GO): protein phosphorylation; positive regulation of kinase activity; cell surface receptor protein tyrosine kinase signaling pathway
Cellular component (GO): signaling receptor complex
Molecular function (GO): transmembrane receptor protein tyrosine kinase activity; ATP binding
Source: RefSeq, a predicted model, not a curated record
AUUCAUACAACCAACCAACGAGGACGACUAAUAACAAGGCCUGCCGAAAGACUCAACAAGUCAGUUCGGAGUGAGACGACUGACAGUAUGUGGUAGGUGGACGACGGAUAAAGUGAAAUUCCCAAGAGCGAACUUAGGGAUUCUUUGUCAAGAAUAUUGUCUCAAUUUUGUCCUGACAUACACAUGGACUAAUUUCAAGCUGUUGCCUGUCCCCAUCUUGUCAUGUUUUCGUGGUUAUUACUGCAUACUGGUCUUUCUGACAAGAUGGAAAGCAUCAUUAGAAAUUUUUUUGGUAUUUUUGAUCGCAGAGAGAGCGCAGCAUUUAAUCAUUUAUAAUGCUGGCUAUAAUAGAAAUUAUUGGUCGUGUAUUUCUGGGCUUUGGUGUGAGUAGUAUUAUAUUUCCGACUCACCAUCACCAAGUGUUUUCAGCCGAAAUGCCACAACAUGUAAAAACGCUGAUGAAUUCCAACUGCUCCACGAUCGAAGAAAGUUACUUUCCAUUAAUAAAAGUGCAGCACAGUGACGAAGUACAUAAUUCAAGCUUUGAGCUGAUUGAAUCUUCCGAUGUGGUGAAUGAACAUAGUGGUUUUCUAUUUUCAAUUACUUGCGUAGCCUAUUACCCUAUCGAAUGGGUUGUCAACUACUUUUCCAAUGGAUAUCCUAACGGAAAUUUUGGUUUACAUCUCCAAGUUCAUCGUAAAGUGAGCAAUUUCCGAGAUGCAUCAACGUACAGAUUUACCAUUAGUUCAAAGCUAAGAUACAAGAACAACCACGGCUUCAAAAACUUUAGUUUCUGCUGCCAAUCUGUUGAUCGACCUUUAUGUCUUCAUACCAUUUUGUACACCACCUUUGACGACGAGCACGAUGGAAAGAAUGGUGUUAAAGUCAAUAUUUUCCCAGGACCGUCCUGGGAAAAUGAAUCAAUCACUGACCUUAUCCCACACGAGGAGGAAGAUGUCGUGAAGGUGGCACCCUCAGACGAUCCCUCAUCUUGUGAUUUCAAAGUGUAUGGGAACAAUGUUGGACAGAAUCGCUACACUCUGAGAUGCGAGUUUGAUGAUGGGAUACCUGGGAUAGUGAAAAUUAUCCAUCAAUGUUCAAAUGCAAUCUCCUGUAUGACUUUCCAUCAACAACAUCAACAGCCCCUUCUGUCCAAGAAAUGCGCUGUAUCUCGGCCAGAAAACGUCUCAUGCGCCACCUGCCAUUCCCGAACGUUUCGGUUGGCUCAGGGAUUUCUUGCUUGUGUGCCCGAUGAUAAAGACAACCAUCACCAUCAUAAUUAUGGCAAACUCCUUUUCUUCUUCUCUUCUGUGCCCCAAGAAAGGCACAACCAUCCCAGCAAAUUGUACUUUGACAUGGACCAGGUGGAUCCCAACGAAAUGAUUUCACUGGCUAGAGUGAACAAGAGAGUUUCGCUGGGUGAACAAAUCAAUGUCCAAUGCAAUAGUUCCAGUUACUAUUUUGCAAACGGAGUAAAGUUUGGCGUAAAAUAUAAAGGGUCAGAGGAUCUCACAUACAUAAAAGCAAUUCCGAACCCGUCCAAUGGACCCGGAGCAGAAUACUUUCCAGGCAACAUUCACGAGGGUAAUAUUCCCAUUACGACUUCAACGGGUAGGAUUGAGCGGAUAUAUUGCUUCGCCCCAACAUGGAACUCAUUCUCUUGGGCAAACAAGUCGAUGGAUGUGCAAGGAGCUAUUAUUGCAGAAGAGAAGCCAUCACCACACAUCGCCAUUGCCGUCAGCAUCACCCUUCUUGUCACAACUUUAUUUUGCUGUCUCCUCUUCGGACUCUGCUGGAUGAAGAUUUUGCGGAGAAAGUUGUCAAAGUUUGGAAAGCUGCUUACUCCCCAAGAAAUAAAUGAAUUUAGAAGCCACUCAACAAUAUUUGAUACGGAUAAAAGUCACACUGAUUAUGAUUACAUCAACUCUGCUUUAAUGGCCAGCAAAAAUAAUGAUAUUUGCUACCUGGAAAUUCGAAGAGAGCAGCUACUCUUGGAUGAGACCGUUGUACUCGGGAAAGGCCACUUUGGGAAAGUUUUGAAAGGCGUAUACAAAUUCGAGAAGAAUGAGAAAAUGGACGUGGCUGUAAAAACCUUAAAGACCAAGACUGAUGUGGGUGCAUUGAAGUCAUUACUGUCAGAACUCAAGAUAAUGGCGACGGUGGGCAAGAACCUCAACGUUGUGAGCCUAAUUGGGGCUUGCACAAAAAAGAUGCAAAAGGGGGAAGUUUACGUGGUGGUCGAAUUUUGUGCUCUGGGAAAUUUGCAAAAUUAUCUGAGAGCCCAUAGGGACAAAUUUCAGAACCAGCUACAGCGUGACAUUCUGCUUGUUGAGGCACCCUACAGCGUUCACAAAUCUGAUGACGAUGAUACGAUAUUGUCUCUGGAUCUAAUCAAGUGGGCCUGGGAAAUAGCAAAGGGCAUGGAGUUUCUAACCAGCAAAAAGGUCCUGCACGGCGACCUGGCUACACGGAACAUUCUAUUGACGGCUGAUAAAGUGGCGAAAGUUAGUGAUUUUGGACUAUCGCGUCAACUAGUGGAUUACUACUAUGUGAAAGAGGAAUCGGACGUUGCGAUGCCGUGGAAAUGGAUGAGCAUUGAAUCCCUGCGCGACAUGAAAUUCUCUAUUCAUUCUGAUGUUUGGUCUUGUGGUGUAACGCUGUGGGAGCUCUUUACACUAGUGGAAACUCCAUACUACGGUUGCAGUUGGAGUGUGGACUUUGUGACAGCUUUAGAAGCAGGGCAUCGUCUAGGAAAGCCACAAUAUGCCACGUCAGAGAUGUAUGAUUUAAUGUUGGCCUGCUGGAAAGGAGAACCGACAGAGAGACCUUCAUUCUUUACAAUAAAAAUCUUUUUCGAAAAUAUUAUUACACAAUGUACCUAUCAGGACUACAUGCAAUUGGAUCUGUGUGCAACAGGGAGCCGUAGUCAGAAUGAUGGAAAUGAUGCCAGACGUUUUCUUGCAAUGACUCCAACAAUUGAGAUCGUCUCAGAUUGUGAAGUAGAAGAUGAUGUGUUUGAACAAUAAGUAAAUGAUGUUUAGUAAAAUACAACGAGGACUUUCAAUAAAAUCAGAUAAAUACUUGUAUAAUAACAACUAAGGCAGUAGAGCGAUUACGAUACGAUUACGAUACGAUUGGAAUUUUGAAAAAGGAGUUUAGCUUAUUUUUUCCAAUGUAUGUGCAUAAGUGUUAGAUAGGAUUUUAAGUAGAGGGGUUUAAACUUCUUUCGUUUAAUUUUUCACUUGUGAAUGAACAUUAACUCUGUGAAUCAAGUAUGCAAGAAAUUAAAUAAAACUUAUUUAUGUAAAGCUAUCAGUACAUAGCUCAAUUUAAUCCGAGUCAGUUAAACUACUAAAUAAACGUGGCUUUUUCCAUUAACUAGUAAACUAGUACAGCAGUGGGUCUUCCUCAUACGAUCUAUGAACAAUUGAAAACCAGCCUAUCUGAGGCAGUAUAGGAAAUUUAUAGCCCUUUGAGGUUACAGAAUUAUGUACACGAGAUAUAUCAGCCAGCGCUAUCUCAAAGAAUUUGUGAUAGAAAAAUAUCUUUGAAUAUUUCCUACCACAUCGAACUAACUAUUGUAAUUAAAAUGAGUGCUUCCUGGAUACGGGUUGAUUAACUGAAUA